Messenger RNA from Physeter macrocephalus (sperm whale), 625 nucleotides. RefSeq names its product nuclear pore complex protein Nup160-like. Gene Ontology annotation, cellular component: nuclear pore. Gene Ontology annotation, molecular function: structural constituent of nuclear pore. The transcript is spliced from 3 exons. Lineage: Eukaryota; Metazoa; Chordata; Mammalia; Artiodactyla; Physeteridae. The coding region runs from base 16 to 363 and encodes 115 amino acids. The record is from RefSeq and is a predicted model, not a curated record.
GAUGGAAAUUGGUAAAUGUGCUUAAUCACUAACUUUUUACAGAAGGUUGAUGCUGCUGAGUUGCUCCGUCUCUACUUAAACUAUGACCUUUUAGAAGAAGCUGUGGAUUUGGUUUCAGAAUAUGUGGAUGCUGUAUUGGGAAAAGGACAUCAGUACUUUGGAAUUGAGUUUCCACUGUCUGCAACGGCUCCAAUGGUGUGGCUCCCAUACUCUUCCAUUGAUCAGCUCCUCCAGGCUCUGGGAGAGAACAGUGCCAACAGUCACAACAUUGCACUGUCCCAGAAAAUACUUGACAAAUUGGAGGACUACCAGCAAAAAGUUGAUAAGGCAACACGGGAUUUAUUAUAUCGUCGGAACUUGUGAUCUGGAUGGUUGCCCAGCCUUUGUAACUGCUUGGUGCCUCUUAGGGCUUAAGACUUUACCCAACAGGAAACCUGUACUCCAGGCCGGUUUUUAUACCUGUAAAUGAUGUGUACAACAGUCAAGUCUGCAUUCUGCACAAGAAAGAAGGGCAGAUGAGUCACAGGCCCUGUGCUUGCUGGUGGUGCUAAUACAGUUUCUGGUUUUCAACCUUGGUCUCAGACAGCUGCUUUUGUAUAUGAUUCACAAGCUUUUUUAGAGUUUA